Protopolystoma xenopodis is the source of this 324-nucleotide messenger RNA. NCBI's taxonomy places the organism in Eukaryota, Metazoa, Platyhelminthes, Monogenea, Polystomatidea, Polystomatidae. The record is from the annotation of a GenBank genome assembly.
AUGCGCCUCCUGGAUGAACCAACGUCUCGGAUGUACAGCUCAUCUUCUCCGCUCAUCUCUCACUGCGUUUUCAUCAUCAAGAUAAGCGUCCAGACAACCGAGGAGCCUUUCCACCGUCUGGAGAGCAGUAACCGGGCUAGUUGUUGGAGGAACCCGUUCUUGCAGGUCGAAGAUGUUAUCACUUCUGCAUGCCUUCUUUACCCUCUCUUCUGCCUUGGAUCUUUACCCACCCUUUGUUCCUCUGUUUUCUGCCUUCUGCUCUCCUCCUCUCGCUCAACACAACUUUUCUCAUUUGUUUUGCUGUAUGACUGGCCUCCCACCUAA